Ipomoea triloba (trilobed morning glory) is the source of this 697-nucleotide messenger RNA. RefSeq lists its product as uncharacterized. The transcript has 2 exons. The record is from RefSeq and is a predicted model, not a curated record. Bases 113 to 535 code for a protein of 140 amino acids. Lineage: Eukaryota; Viridiplantae; Streptophyta; Magnoliopsida; Solanales; Convolvulaceae.
UUCCCCCCCUAAAUUAAGCCAUCCAUCGCUCAAACCUCAAACAUCCUUCUCUCUCUCUCUCUCUCUCUCUCUCUGUUCCUUGGAAACUGAAAUCUUGAAUCUCGAAGCAAAAAUGGAGACCAGUGUGAAUGCAGCAGCCAAAGUUCAGCACGUGACCAAAGCUUCAUCGGACGAGCUUCUGAGGAAGUUUGCGGAGGUAGGUUCCGAAUCGGAGGACAAGCGAGAGCUGCGAAUCGUCAAGCGCCGGAAAAGGAUCCAGGCGGCCGCCGCCGGGAAAGAAGCGGUGAGUUUUAACGGUGGCUCGGCGGUGGUGGAGAGGAAGUCCCUCCUCGCUCCGGCGGGUUCCAAGAGGUCGGCGGCGUUGAUUCGGCAUCUCGGAAUUGGGAAAGCCAGGGUCCGAGCUAGGGAGCUCAGGAACAAGUCUUUUAUGGGUACCAUAGAAAAGACAUGGAGAAAGACUAUUGGGGGGGCUUCCAAGAUCUUCAUGGAGAAACAUUAUAACCGACACAAACGUCUUAUAAAUGACAUCUACUAGCUAGGUAAACCUUGUUAAAUGCUAAUUUUGCAGAGCCCAUCUGUAAAGAAACUGCAAUGAGUUUUGGCUAUUUAGCAUGACCAUGUAUUAGUGUAUUAGCAGCAUUCUUUGAUUUGUUAAAUUAAAUCUCACUGAAUAAAGUUCUUUAAUUUCAACCAUUCA